GACACUAGAGGCUUUUUCUGCUGCUAGGUCCUUGUGUUGUUUUGGUUAGCUGAUGUUAACCCAUGCUUUCUGCUGUAGCCGGCGGUAACGGUGAUGGCUCUCCUAUGAGGCGGGGGAGCUAGACGGUGUUUUCUGACUGAACACCGACUAAGUGCCGUGGCCAUGGCCGGGGUUUUCGACAUCGAUUUGGAUCAACCGGAUGAGAAUGUCUCUGACGACGAACUUGAGGACGGGGGCCAGUUCAGUGAAAACAUGGACCAGUGCAGUGGCUAUGAUUUUAACAUGGAUGACUGUGAGAAGUUUGAAAUUUCAGAGAACAGCGUGAACAAAGGAGCAGAGCAGAUCAGGCCUGAAUGCUUUGAGCUGCUGAAGGUUUUGGGAAAAGGUGGCUAUGGAAAGGUGUUUCAAGUUCGGAAGGUAUCCGGUGCCACCUCUGGGAAGAUAUUUGCUAUGAAAGUUUUGAAGAAGGCCAUGAUUGUGCGUAAUGCAAAGGACACGGCGCACACCAAAGCUGAGAGGAACAUCUUGGAGGAGGUGAAGCAUCCUUUCAUUGUGGAUCUCAUCUAUGCCUUCCAGACCGGGGGAAAGUUGUACCUCAUCCUGGAGUAUCUGAGCGGUGGGGAACUGUUUAUGCAACUGGAAAGAGAGGGCAUCUUCAUGGAAGACACAGCAUGUUUCUACCUGGCCGAGAUCUCGAUGGCACUGGGUCACCUGCACCAGAAAGGCAUCAUCUAUAGGGACCUGAAGCCUGAGAACAUCAUGCUCAACAACAACGGACAUGUGAAGUUGACAGACUUCGGCCUAUGCAAAGAGUCCAUCCAUGACGGAACGGUCACCCACACCUUCUGUGGCACUAUCGAAUAUAUGGCUCCAGAGAUCCUAAUGAGGAGUGGACACAACCGAGCAGUGGACUGGUGGAGUUUGGGAGCUCUCAUGUACGACAUGCUGACAGGAGCACCUCCAUUCACUGGUGAAAACCGAAAGAAGACAAUUGACAAAAUCUUGAAAUGCAAACUCAGCCUUCCACCUUACCUCACACAAGAAGCCAGGGACCUCCUGAAAAAGCUGCUGAAACGAAAUGCCUCAUUGCGUUUGGGGGCCGGACCAGGAGAUGCCACUGAGGUCCAGGCCCACCCAUUCUUCCGGCAUAUAAAUUGGGACGACCUCCUCGCUGGCAAAGUAGAGCCUCCGUUCAAACCUUCCCUGCAAUCGGCUGAUGACGCCAGCCAGUUCGACUCCAAGUUCACCAGCCAGACGCCGGUGGACAGCCCCGACGACUCCACGCUCAGCGAAAGCGCCAAUCAAGUCUUCCUGGGUUUCACAUAUGUAGCCCCAUCUGUGCUUGAAAACGUCAAAGAAAAGUUCUCGUUCGAGCCAAAGGUCCGCUCACCACGGAAGUUCCCCGGUAGCCCAAGAACACCUGUGAGUCCACUAAAGUUUGUAGGAGGGGACUGCUGGCCCCGGGGACCCAUGCUGACCGGCAGCCCUUCCCUGCAACCCAUGGAGGUAUCGACAGUGGAGCAAAUGGACACAAACAGUAGUGGCAACUCUGAAGCCUCUGCGCCACUUCCCAUCAGGCACCCCUCAGGCAUUAAUGCUGGGCCCUACAAAAAGCAGGCCUACCCCAUGAACUCCAAGCGGCCCGAACAUCUACGAAUGAACCUAUGACGCCCGGCUCGCACACGAACAUUAGGAAUCUCCCUCCCUCUCUUCCCUGUUUAUUGUUUUCUUUCAGAGAGACUUGUAGGAUUAUUUUUUAAAAUUGAAUUGACGCCGUCAAUGUCGAUCACCAGCUCUUUCAGCAGCGCCUUCCCUUUUCUUGGCCUCCCAAAUCCUCCUGACUCCGCCUGACUUCCUCAGCCUGAUGCAGAUAAUCAGCGGUUUAAGUACAGUAAAUAUGUGGUGUGGCGUGAGAGAGGUGCUUUUCAAUGAAAACAGACUUGCUUGUCGGCUCUGUAAUGCCAGCUGAUGAGUGAGCCUAGGUGGUUUUGGUGUACUCAACUGGCAUUAUCAUACGAUUUACUGGUGCUCUUUUAUCCUCAAGUCUGGACCGGUUGUUCCAUCACAGUGGGAGAAUAUGUAACAAAGGGAAUUUAUUUCUCCCUCAAUAAGGCAGGCAUUUUUUUUAUUGUUUAUUUAAUGAUCAUCUUGCGAUAAGACCUUGCAAGUUACACUGUCAGUAGGUAGAAUUAUCGGAUAACAUUUCCACAAUGAACACAGUAUUCCUUCAUGUUUGAGGAAACAUUCACAUUGCCUUUGUUACUGGAGCACGGGCUACGGAAAAGCAGCUAUAAAAAGAGAAGUGAAAUUUCAGCUGAAAGCAUCACUUCCACCACAAUCAAUACCAAAUGCUGGCACUGCUUUACUAGUCCGACUGGAAUGCUUUCUGUAGGAAGCCUGUCCAGAAGCACUGUUCAGUUCCUUUUGUGUUGAAUGUAAACAGACUCUAAAUGCCUUUUUUGUGUGUGUCACUGUCCUGCGCGUAGCUCCGAUGACCCCUGCAGCAUUAUUUUUAACUCAUCUAUUCAUGCCGCCUCAUUGCCACCGUCAUAACAAACACGUUGACUCAAAAUAAGCUCAGCCAAAAAUGACAUGACUGCCUUCUAUUGAUUCAGGCAGCGUUCAUGUCUUAUGUGCUCGGGUGCUUUGCAUAUGCUGUAUGUGCAUUUACAGUAACAGGGCUCUUAGUGGUAGGAAUUUAAACCAAGACUUAUUUGGGUGGACCAUCUGCUAACUCUGUUUGAACUGAGAUGUAUGACCUCUUUGUGUGAUGUUAAGCUGCUAUAUGAGCCUCUGGAGCCGAGCCAUCCGAAACUUCUCACCGUGAAACUGACCACGCCGUCGGACGCGGAUUCCCAUGAUGCCAACAGAAAAUUAAAUGAAUGAAACUGAGCUUAGGUUUGAAUGGCUUCCCGAUGUUUUGUGUUUCUUUUUAUCCAAAUACUUGUGUGUUUAGCAAAUUGACCAAAAGUACUGUUUUACCAAAUGAUUUUUGCAGGUUAACUGCUGCUGUUGCUGGUUUUUACUACAGGGUUCAUCCGUCAAAUAUGUUUUGUUCGUAACGUCGUAUUUGAUCACACUGACCACGUUGUUGCUUGCAUUUUUAAUGAUUAACAAGGACCAUGUCGGGCUGAGCUGAUGGAUUUUGGGUUUUGUUUUUCCAGUAACUUAACUUUUACUCACUUACUUUCUUUUUUUGAUUUGUUACAAUAUUAAUUUCAAGUGCCAUUGUGUUUUCACUCCAUUGUUCACACUAUGCAAACUAUUUAUUAUGUGGUAAUAUUUAGAUAAGGCAGCAGAAUGUGUGAUAAUUUCUUUUGGCAUUCCUGACAGAAACUUAUUUAUCAUAAUAAUAAGCAUGUACAAUAUGAUUUUAUUUCUGCAGAAUGUGUUACAGCAACCUCGGAUGCAGUUUUUUUUUUGUUUUGUUUUUUUUAUUCCAAAAUUGAGGACAGUGACCAAAUGGUCUAUCAGUAUUUAUUGUGGGGCAGAGUAUCCUAUUCAAGGUUGAUAUUUCAGAUGACAUUUUGAUAUUUUAGACUUUACUUGAAUUUCAGUUUGUAUUUUUUGCAGUGCUAAAAGCAAGGGCAGUUAUUGGGGGGGACAGAUGCAAAAACCAAUGGAUUGGCAUUGUGCCUUUGUUGACAAGAGUACAGUUUCUAUGUACAGUAUACUGUUUAUUGUUAAUGUGUGCUGGGAUUAAUCUGUAAGAUUCUGUUCCUGUUACAUCUCUCAAGGAUGUAAAUUUCUUUUCUUCACCAGUUUGUCAUAUGAUACACUUUGCUUCUGUUCAGGUAUGCUCAAGAAGUAGCCUUCACACAGAUGUUUGAGAAUAACCAAUUUAUCAAGCGUAAUUCAGGUGGGAAACACCAUCUUUGAGCAGAAUAGGUGUUAUAAUCACUGGUUGGCAUUGAAAAACAUUACUGGUCUUGCUUUGUCACCCCUAGAUCUGCCCUUCAGAUGGGGAAUGUUUAUAUGUAUCAUGUACAUAAUGAAGUCAAAAUAAACUAGAAUUACCAGCCCAAGGUUGUAUGCCUCCACCAACCAGUCAAGGUGCAGUUUACGGCAAUCUCUGUCGAGACUCAUAAUGUAUGUAGUGAAUACUUGGAAAGUACAGGGAAUUUAGGUUUUGCUAAAUGGAAGUUAUCACUAUAUUGAUGUUACAUGCGUAUGACCUCAGUGAAUAUACACUGUUGAACUGAUUAUUGAAGGAUUAUCAUAGAUGUAUUGGCCAAACAGGUACACAUGUACUUGAUUACUAUGUAAAGAUGGAUUCUUAGCAACACAAAAUGUGGUGCUUUUGUUUUCUCCUGGCAUUUUUAGAUGCGAAGCACCCUAUAUAAGCUGUAGGUGAAACUCGGUCACAGGAUUACAAUUAGCUAGGCGCGCUUCGGAAAUCUGAAUGAGGCAGAAAUCAAAAGGGCAGAAUCGAGAAUAUGGCAGAAAGCCUGUACUGCGCUAGUUAUUAUUUACUCAUUGUGUCGUCCCUGUCAACUUGUGUGAAAUCUGAGUCACCCUGUUCAUUCUUGGCUAAAAACCCGUUUUCAGGUCACAAUGACCUUUGACCUUUGGAGUCACAAUCUCCUAAUCAUGAGUUAUGGUGGUGAAUAACGGCCAAGUGUGUUUCCAUGACAUUUUGAUGUGAGUGAAGCUGACCUUUGAGUUAAAAAAUGUCAUAUCCCAUUAAACAUCUGUGUGGAGUUGUAUAA
This is a messenger RNA of Micropterus dolomieu (smallmouth bass), 4709 nucleotides long. It is a transcript of the gene rps6kb1a, whose product is annotated as ribosomal protein S6 kinase b, polypeptide 1a. Gene Ontology annotation, biological process: signal transduction; protein phosphorylation. NCBI's taxonomy places the organism in Eukaryota, Metazoa, Chordata, Actinopteri, Centrarchiformes, Centrarchidae. The coding region runs from base 163 to 1668 and encodes 501 amino acids. Gene Ontology annotation, molecular function: ATP binding; protein serine/threonine kinase activity. The transcript is spliced from 15 exons. The record is from RefSeq and is a predicted model, not a curated record.